AUGGUUCCUAUAACCAUAACCUUAAGCUCUCUGCUACUACUGCUGCUCUUACUUGUUUCCACUACUGCUUUCCUAUUGUUCAUAGGAAAAAGAAGGAAUGAUGAACUUCCUCCAGGUCCCAGAAGGCUUCCUCUCAUUGGGAACCUUCACCAGCUCGGCAAUUUACCACACCUAUCUCUCCAACUUCUGUCCAAUAUCUAUGGACCCCUCAUGUUUCUGCAACUGGGUUCUAUCCCCACGUUGGUCAUCUCCUCCGCCGACGUCGCCAGAGAGAUUUUCAAGGGCUAUGACCUUGUCUUCUCCGGUAGACCCCUUACGUUCGCCGCCAAGAGACUCUCCUACAGUAGCUCAGCCAUCACCUUUGCUCCCUAUGGUGAUUACUGGAAGGAGAUCAAGAAGAUUACAAUAAUGGAACUGUUGAGCAUCAAGAGGGUCCACUCCUUUAGAGCAGUUAGGGAAGAAGAGGUGGCUCUCAUGGUUGCCACCAUAUCUUCUUCCUCUUCUGUGCCUGUCAAUUUAAGUGAGAUGGUGUUUUGUCUUGCAAACAAUGUUAUCUGCCGAAUAGCUUUUGGCAAGAAGUAUGAGGAAGGAGGAAGCAAUGGUGAGGUUCAGUUCUAUAGAAUUCUUAAGGAAACACAGGAGUUGCUUGGGAGUUUCAGUAUCUCAGACUUCUUUCCAUGGAUGGAAUGGAUCAAUAAGGUCAACGGAUUCCAAGCCAAGGUAGAGGAAACCUUCCACAAGUUGGAUAACUUCUAUGACGAAAUAAUUGAUGAACACCUUGACCCUUCUAAGCCCAAACCUCAGGAGGAAGAUCUUGUUGAUGUGCUCCUUCGGAUUCAAAAGGAUCCCAACCAAGGGAUUUCCCUCACCAGGGAUCAAAUUAAGGGUGUCCUUACGGACAUGUUCAUUGCAGGAACGGACACGGCUGCAGCCACAGUGAUAUGGACAAUGGCAGAGCUCAUUAGGCACCCCACCACAAUGAAGAGAACACAAGAAGAGGUGAGGAGGGCCAUUGGUAGGAAACAGGUAGUGGAAGAAAAUGAACUUCCUAGAUUCAAUUACUUGAAAAUGGUGGUGAAAGAGGCACCAAGGCUUCACCCUCCGGCUCCAUUACUAGUUCCACGAGAAACCAUGGAGGACUGCACAAUUAGAAGUUAUAAAAUUCCAGUAAAAACAAGGGUUUUUAUUAACGCAAAAUCAAUUGCAACAGACAAGAAGUAUUGGGAUAACCCAAAAGAUUUCCAGCCUGAGAGAUUCUUACAUAAAUCCAUAGACUUCCAAGAGCUGGACUUUGAACUGUUGCCAUUUGGAGCAGGACGGAGAGGUUGCCCAGGGAUUCACUUUGCCGUAGUGCUGAUUGAGCUUGUGCUUGCAAAUCUUCUUCACUGCUUUGACUGGGAAUUGCCUCGUGGGGUGGAAGUGUCGGAUUUGGACAUGACAGAAGCAGUUGGGCUUACAAUGCACAAAAAAUCUCCUCUUUUACUUGUAGCUACUACUGCAAAUAUCAGUAGAAAUGAAUGA
This is a messenger RNA of Macadamia integrifolia, 1521 nucleotides long. RefSeq names its product cytochrome P450 71A9-like. Lineage: Eukaryota; Viridiplantae; Streptophyta; Magnoliopsida; Proteales; Proteaceae. The coding region runs from base 1 to 1521 and encodes 506 amino acids. The record is from RefSeq and is a predicted model, not a curated record. The transcript is spliced from 2 exons. Gene Ontology annotation, molecular function: iron ion binding; heme binding; monooxygenase activity.